CCGAAAAGCCAGGUCGUUCGCUCGGGUCCGACACGAUGAAUGUGAGCUGGUACCGGCACGAGAGCUUCGCGUGGGCCCGCAACAAGAGCGUCCGUGUCCGGCCGAGCAGUGUCGCGUUGGCUGUCGGACCAUUCGUGCCAGAGGCUCCGAAAGGCCGGCACAAGCUGACCCAUCUCGCAAGCCUCGUCGUUUGGAUCACUCUGUCAAUCAACUCGCUCCUCGACCCGAUCAAGACCCUGUACGGCUACUAUCUCUACACCGAGAGCAACCACCGCGAAAGCGUGUGGGCGAUUGUCGUCUCCAACACCUUCAACAACGCCUCGUCCCGCGUUUGCGACCCCCAUAGGUCGUUCCUCGACUGCUACUACGAGCUACCAGUGUACGGCACGGGGUCGCUCGCCGGUGCCACAUGUCGGUCGUACUACCCAGUCGAUAAGAGCGACACGCAGCACAUUGGCAGCUUCUUUGGCAACUGCACGCUCCCAACGGACACCGGCUCGACCUGCCCAUGGUCGCUGCAGACCGCGUCCGCCGAUCGCAGCUGCCUCGCCACGCUUGGCGAAGGCGACGCGUUUCCGUGCGACUCGUACACGACGGGGAGUGGGCGCGUCAUCAACUACCGCGUGAGCAAGACGUCGACGACCAAGUGGUGCAAGGAGUUUGGCGGCUACUUCAUACGCAACCUCCACACUGGCAUCCAAGAGGUGCUGGUGGCCAACGUCUCGAACGCGUCAGCCCCCGUCUUCUCGAGCCUGCGCCUCGACUACUUGACACCCGUGUUCAGUCUGGAAGACCUCCUCGGGUGUGCGGGUGACUUUUACGUCGGCGGCACUGCCGGCCACACGACAACGACGGCGUGGUACGGUAACACGGUCGGUGCGUGGACGGCGCGGACGUCGAGCGCGGCCAAAUCGACCGUGGUGACGCGCAGCGUCGACGGCACCUACGUCCUAGCGGCGUUUUCGUGGUUUGAAGGUGCCGUGACUCAGAUUGGCCCCAUGUACAGAGACAUCUCUCGUUGCAGUUUGCUGCUGCUUGUGACCAUGUACCGGAUCUCGUCCAUCUACUAUCCGAUCUGGCUCGUCUACAAGCGGCAGGGCCAGCCCUUCUGGUCGUGGGCCGCAGCGCGCCACAUGGGCCUCGUUUUGCACAAGCGCGAGCGGCGCAGUCUCCCGAUCCUUGCUAUCUUGUCGCUCGAGGCAUUGCUGAGCACGGAGGACAUUGUGUCGAACUGCCAGCACGCCAUUUACACGGUCUCGAGCUCGUAUUCCUCGAUCAUCUUGACGUACAUGUCCAUCACACGCAUCAUCUGGCCCAGCGCGUUGCUCCUCCUCGUCGUCUCGCGGCUCAUCGAGUGGACGGUCGGACCACGCUUUGCGUUUGCUCUCUCGGAAGACCUCUUCCUCCUCGGUGCACCGGUUGUCUGGGUCUACCUCCCGACGUACGUCACGACGCAGGGCAUGACGCUCUUCCAUGGCUACCGCUGGAACGGCGUUAUCGUUCGCCACUACGUGAGCACUAUCCGGAACGCAUACGCGAACCAAAUCGAUAGCUUUGCGCUCUACAUUCAGCUGUUUGGCUACUUUACGGCCAUUUCGUCGGCGACGACCAUCGGCCUCGGCUGUCUCUGGCAAGCGGUGACGCACACGAGCUCGAUCAUGACUUAUUUCCUCUCGCCACAUCGCAGCGCCUGGCGACAUGCCCCGCGCGAGUGCAAGACGAUCGAAGACGUUUUGAUCGCGUCCACGGAGCGGCUUCCACCCGAGAUUGCAUACCAAAUCACCAAAGCCAAGUGGCCACAGUCACAGCAGUGCGAGGCCAUGAACCUCGCGUCCGAGGGUCUUCUUAGCCUCGUCUACGGUCCCUGGCACGUCGUCGGCUUCACCGAGUGGGGAUUUGUGUUCCCACUCAUGAAUGCGAAAGGCCACGCGGCAGUCAUCGAUGGCUGCACCGUCCGGUUUCGACCCGACGUGACGCAUGAGACGCUCGCUAGUCUCGCGGCAACACCGGCUCGCCUCGGGAUCCCAGACCUCGUGUAGCCCUGAGCGCUGUGUAAAUGCUUAUACAAAAACAAC
This is a messenger RNA of Saprolegnia parasitica CBS 223.65, 2075 nucleotides long. RefSeq lists its product as hypothetical. The record is from RefSeq and is a predicted model, not a curated record. NCBI's taxonomy places the organism in Eukaryota, Oomycota, Saprolegniomycetes, Saprolegniales, Saprolegniaceae. The coding region runs from base 36 to 2039 and encodes 667 amino acids. The transcript has 2 exons.